Anopheles maculipalpis is the source of this 426-nucleotide messenger RNA. It is a transcript of the gene mRpL20, whose product is annotated as 39S ribosomal protein L20, mitochondrial. Gene Ontology annotation, molecular function: structural constituent of ribosome; rRNA binding. The transcript is spliced from 3 exons. Gene Ontology annotation, biological process: ribosomal large subunit assembly; translation. Lineage: Eukaryota; Metazoa; Arthropoda; Insecta; Diptera; Culicidae. Gene Ontology annotation, cellular component: ribosome. The record is from RefSeq and is a predicted model, not a curated record. Bases 8 to 403 code for a protein of 131 amino acids.
UUUUAAGAUGGUAUUUACCUCCGUCGUUAAUUUGGUGCGUUCCCGAGGGCCCGACGAAUUCUGGCGAAAGCGUAGGAUCUUCAAACUAGCUGCACACUUUAUUGGACGUCGUCGUAAUUGCUACUCCAUUGCAAUUCGUAAUGUAAACCGAGCCCUCGCGUACGCCACAAAAGGUCGUGAGCUGAAGAAGCAAGAUAUGCGUGAACUUUGGACACAGCGAGUGAAUGCUGGCUGCGAACAACACGGAAUGCAGUUUGCAGAUUUCCAGUACGGACUGUAUCAGAACGAUAUUCUGCUAAACCGGAAAGUGUUGGCAGAUUUAGCGAUUUGGGAGCCGAGGACGUUUGAAGCACUUGCUAAAAUCAGCCAGCAGGUUCCAGAAAAGGAAAGUGAAGAAAAGUGAAACAAUAACUGUACUGUAGAUCA